This is a messenger RNA of Aspergillus welwitschiae, 870 nucleotides long. RefSeq lists its product as uncharacterized. Bases 355 to 597 code for a protein of 80 amino acids. NCBI's taxonomy places the organism in Eukaryota, Fungi, Ascomycota, Eurotiomycetes, Eurotiales, Aspergillaceae. The record is from RefSeq and is a predicted model, not a curated record. The transcript has a single exon.
GUACAAUCUUUUCUAGGCUACUGAGGAUGCUCUAACCAGUUUACAAAGCCCGAGGAAUCCAUCUGUCCUUUGUCGGCCGGGCUUGGCGCUUAUGCUCACAGAGCGGGCCGAAGCGUGGGCCCCAGAAAUGCGCGCCCUGAGCGAUCCGGGAUGCGCCAUUAACAAUUCUAGCUAUUACUGAAGGCCAUUUGAAAGCUAGCGAAAAGCAGAGGUGCUCAUCGAUGGCUAACGCAUACUCUCCCCGAUUGCGCCGUUCUUAGAUGGCCGAAAUCGAUGCUCAUUUGAUCUAAUCUGCUAUGCCCGUGGCAGAUUUGGCAGCCCCAUACUAACGAAGGAACCGGUAUACAUCAGGCAAUGGUCCUUCGAACAGUUCUCUGUCAUGAGCUUCGGUCAUCCUGCGCAAGUCAAUAUGUGCUGACUGGCUCGCUAAGAACAUUGUUGAAUUUCUCUGACCUCGUAGGACUCGGUGACAGAGUGCUCACAUUGCCGUGUAAACAGCAUCUGCCAAGGCCAGAAUUAUCCGAUGUUGUGCAGGUCUUCGAACAGUAUGCAGUGCUCAAUGUACUGCUUGGCGCUAACCCAGGAAAUCAAAUUUAGCGUCCAGGCGCUGACUCAGGCAGUGGAGACUUUACUGGACUAGGGAACCGUACCCGGAUAGUGUGUUGGUAAAAGUAGACUUGGAUUGCGUGUUAUCUUUGGCCAUCAUAACUUAUCUGGUCACUUUGGACGCAGUACGCAUGGAGACCAUGCUUGCCAAGAUGCCAAUGCAGUUGCAAAAGUGUAUUGUGCCUGUUGGUCGCGUGCCAUAGGGGCCGAGGUUAUCCCGGAAAAAUAUUGUGGGGUGCAUAUGCAACGGUGAGUAGAGAGCAU